Messenger RNA from Anastrepha ludens (Mexican fruit fly), 1093 nucleotides. Its product is annotated as tigger transposable element-derived protein 4-like. NCBI's taxonomy places the organism in Eukaryota, Metazoa, Arthropoda, Insecta, Diptera, Tephritidae. The record is from RefSeq and is a predicted model, not a curated record. Gene Ontology annotation, cellular component: nucleus. Bases 185 to 931 code for a protein of 248 amino acids. Gene Ontology annotation, molecular function: DNA binding. The transcript has 2 exons.
GAAACGAAGGUAUGUACAUUCAUAAAAUAAAUGUGCAAGCUGGCGCCUAAAGUUUUUUUUCUAAGAUCUGGUAUUCAAUGCAGACGAGACAGGCUUAUUCUUUAAAUGUCUUCCAGAUAACACCUUAACUUUUAAAAACCAGAAAUGCCAUGGAGGAAAGCACAGUAAACAGAGAGUUACGUUGAUGAUUGCCGCAAACAUGGAUGGAUCAGAAAAAUUGAAAUUACUCUUGAUAGGUAAAAGUAAUCAACCCCGCUGUUUUAGAGGUGUUAAAUGGUUACCUCUCGACUAUAAAGCAAAUUCAAAGGCGUGGAUGACGGGAGCCUUUUUUGCAGAAUGGCUUCUUAACUUAGACAAACAAUUUGGAAAAGCCGGAAGAAAUAUUCUACUUUUUAUUGACAACUGCCCAGCCCAUCCUAAAGACAUCCAACAGAGAUUAAAGUUUAUUAAACUUGCAUUUUUCCCCCCGAAUAUGCCAUCAAAAUUACAACGACUCGAUCAAGGUGUCUUACAAAAUUUAAAAUGUCAUUAUCGUCGCAGAAUUUUAAAAAAUACUAUAAAAUGCUUUGAAGUAAACAAAAAUCUUAACAUUACAUUAAUGGACUGUGUUGAUGAAAUAACUAAUGCAUGGAAUAUCUAUGUUAAGCCUGAAACCAUCUAUAAUUGUUUUAGAAAAGACGGCUUCGGUCAAUAUUCUGAAUGGGAGGAAGAAGAUGGCAUUCCUUUGGUUUUCAUAAGCGAACGCAUAAAAGAAAGGAGUAAGGAAGAAAUUCAACUGCAGAAUGAAUAUGAAGCUUGGCAAAAUAUCAAAGAGUUUCCCACAGAUGAAGAUAUUGUGGAGCUAUUGGGAUCUAAAUCCGAAUUUGAGCAUGAUAGCGAAAGUGAUAUAGAAGAUGAUAUGCUGCAACCAGUUUCAAACGAGCUAUUAUAGUUGCAAAUUCGUUCAAGAUUUUGCGGUCAUAUUUAAAAACCAAUGAACAUACAACCGAUUCUCUGUACAAUGGUUUAAAUUAUAUUGAAGCUUUUUUUGAAGAUCAUAAUAAAAAAUCCUCUCGUCAAUCUCAAAUAACUGACUUUUUUUACUUUAAACGAA